Macadamia integrifolia is the source of this 4962-nucleotide messenger RNA. RefSeq names its product chloride channel protein CLC-e-like. The transcript is spliced from 2 exons. Gene Ontology annotation, molecular function: voltage-gated chloride channel activity. Gene Ontology annotation, cellular component: chloroplast thylakoid membrane. The record is from RefSeq and is a predicted model, not a curated record. The coding region runs from base 3805 to 4704 and encodes 299 amino acids. Gene Ontology annotation, biological process: chloride transport; transmembrane transport. Lineage: Eukaryota; Viridiplantae; Streptophyta; Magnoliopsida; Proteales; Proteaceae.
AAGAAUGCUUUCUUAUAUGGUGAUCUAUAGGAAGAGGUGUAUAUAGAGCAACCUCCUGGUUAUGUUGCUCAGGGGGAGAAUAAAGGUCGUGUGUCGCUUACACAAGCUAUCUAUGGACUUAAACAGUCCCCUCAGGCAUAGCUUGACAAGUUCAGUGCUACCGUAGUUACUUGUGGAUUUUCUUAGUGUUAUUCUGAUCAUUAUGUCUUUGUUCGUCGCAGAGGUGAUAAACUGGUGGUAUUGGUAGUUUAUGUUGAUGAUAUUAUUUUUAUUGGUAAUGAUGAGGCAAGAAUUUCUGAAGUGAAGGCUUAUCUAUAGCAACACUUUCAGACCAAGGACUUGGGCCAACUUCACUAUUUUCUUGGGAUUUAAGUGAUCCGAUGCAAGAAAGGGAUCAGUCUGUCUCAAAGGAAAUAUGUGUUGGACCUUUUAUUUGAUACUGGUAUGCUUGCAUCUAAACCUGUUGAUAUCCCUAUGGAUCCUUACCAAAAGUUUGGGGUUAAUGAUGGCGAACCUCUCCAGGAUGUGCAUCAGUGAACGAGUUUGAUUGGCAAGUUUAUUUAUCUUACUGUGACUCAUCCUGACAUCUCCUAUGCUGUUGGAGUCCUCAGUCAGUUCAUGCAGUCUCCUCAGAAAGUACAUUGGGACGCGGUUGUUCGGGUUCUUCGCUACCUAAAGGGUGCUCCUGGAAAAGGGUUGAUCUAUCGUCCUAAUCGGCAUAUGGAACUAGUUGGCUAUUCUAACGUUGAUUGGGCUGGCUCUACUAGUGAUCGUAGGUCCACUACGGGUUAUUGCGCGUUUGUUGGAGAUAAUCUGGUUACAUGGCAUAGUAAGAAGCAGAUUUCCAUUGCCCGAUCUAGUGCCAAAGAAGAAUACAAAGCCAUGGCUCAUACCACUGCUGAGUUGAUGUGGCUCCGGUCUUUACUCUUGGAGUUGGGAUUUCCAAUGACUAAGCCUAUGAAGAUGUAUUGUGACAACCAAGCUGUGGCGUACAUUGCUAGUAAUCCGGCCUUCCACGAGAGGACCAAACACAUUGAGGUGGACUGCCACUUCGUUUAUGAUGCUGUUCUAAAGAAGUUGAUUGAGACCCCUUUGGUUCCUUCAUCUUAUCAGUUGACUAACAUGUUUACCAAGUCUCUUUUUGCUCCUAGUUUUUGUAAUAGUUGUACCAAGCUGAGCAUGGGUGAUGUGUAUGCUCCAACUUGAGGGGGAGUGUUGAGUUUAGCGCUAGUCCCGAUAGGGGUUUUGUGCUAAUUCCCAGACCGAUAAGGGCAUUUCUGUCCUAUCGGUUUUAGUUAUUGUGUUAGGGUUCUGCCGUAUGGUUGUGCCGUUGUGGGGGUAUUUUUGUACUCUUUUUUAUUUGUGUUUUAUUAUAUAAAACAGAGACUAACCUACGAUCAUUCUAUUCUGGACUGAUUGCAGGUUACUCCUCUUUUUGGGAGUCUUUCAAUCGCAUCUCUCUCUCUCUUCUCUUCUUUUCUCUUUUCUCUAGUUUGAUUACAGGUAUCUGAGAUUGUAACAAAGGGUAUACAAAAAUUUGGUUACAAGCAAAGCCAGGCUGAUCAUACCUAGUUUUUCAAACAUUAGGGGAAUAAGGUUAUUGGUACUCAUCGUGUAUGUUGAUAAUAUAGUGGUUACAUGUAGUGAUGAUACAAAAAUCCCCAAGGUAAGAGCCCAAUUAGCCAAUGAGUUCGAGAUUAAGGAUUUGGGACCUCUCAGAUACUUCCUAGGAAUAGAAGUUGCCCGAUCUAGCAAUGGUAUCUUUAUUUCCCAGAGGAAGUAUGUGCUAGACCUUCUCAGUGAGACUGGCAUGCUCAAAUGUAAACUGACAUAAACUUCUAUUGAGGUCAAUCAUCAUCUCAGUGGCAAGGGUGGUGAUCCGGUAGAUAGAGAAAGCUAACAGAGACUUAUUGGAAGAUUGAUAUAUCUCUCUCUCAUACUCAACUAGAUAUUUCUUAUGUUGUAGGGAUUGUUAGCUGGUUCUUACAUGAGUCAUAGACUGCUCAUCUCGAUGUAGUAUAUCGGAUUUCGAGAUAUUUGAAAUCAGCCCCUGGAAAGGAAUCAUUUUUUUCAACGAUGACAAUUUGAAGCUAGAAGCCUUUACUGAUGCUGCCUGGGCUGGUUCCAUAAUGAUCGGCAUUCUACUUCAGGAUACUACACAUCUCUUGGAGGAAAUCUAGUCACUUAGAGGAGCAAAAAGCAACCAGAUCCAAUGCAAAAGCAGAAUACCGAGCAAUGGCACACAGAGUCUGUGAGCUUGUGACCUAGGGGUGACUGUUGAAGGGCCUAUGAGACUCUAUUGUGAUAACAAGGCUGCAAUCAAUAUAGCUCAUAACCCGGUCCAGCAUGAUAGGAUCAAGCAUAUUGAGAUUGACGGACACCUCAUCAAAGAGAAGCUCGAGCAAGGCUCAAUUUGCAUUCCGUUUGUUACCUCCGACUCUCUGAGAAUCAGUUAGUUGUAUUCACAAAGGUUUUUAAUUGUAAGGUGUUUCAUCCUAUUGUAUGCAAGUUGGGCUUGAGAGACAUAUAUACACCAACUUUAAGGGGAGUGUCAAUGUCUAGAUUCAUUGUUUGUGUCUAGGUUUGAUGUAAGUUAGGAUAAGGACUGUGACUCAACCUUACCUAACAUAUCAUAUUAUCAUGUUUGUAAUUCCUUCUAUAAAUAAAGGUUGCCUCUGUCAAUUUAGACAAGACAAAUCAUUCUCUCAUUUUGUGGCUCUCAACUGUUUCUGUUGCACUAUCAUAGGCACUCUAGUUGAAUAGGAAGUAUUAUCGUUAAAACACCUUCAAUGCUUCAGCACACCAUAGAUAUCAGGCAACAACUCUACAAGGGUUGUGCACCACGUGGCUACUGCAGUCCCUGUUGACAAAUACUGUUGACAAAUACAGUCACGCUCAUCACCAACAUGCACUUUCCAAAAUCACUAAAAUCAAGCACGGACUGUGGUAGAUUGCACAUUCAUAAAAAUGUAUGAGCAUCACUAAGUUUUGAACUUGAAAUAAGCAGAACUCAACUUUGGGUCUAUACAGACCAUGCUGUAAAUCUGUCUUAGAAAACACUGUGUCGAUCACUACACAGUGGUUUCAGGUGAAACCACCUUUGGUUGAAAAAGAGAAAAACAAUUCAGAUAGCACCAAUUAGGGUCAAACAUGUCAGCACUCUAACUGGACCGAUUUCAUACCUUCAGAUUUUUUUGUUAUAUUUGAAGAGAUGUUAUAAACUAUAAUAACAGCUGAUUUUUCAUUUAUUAAACUUGAUCAAAACCAAUCUAAAAUUCAUGUUCAUAUACCUCCUAGUGAUGGUUGAGUCAAACUCCAAACUUGCCAAUGCAACUAUGGCUCUUUAGCCAUAUGGACUGACAAAACUAUUUAAAUUAAGCCUCCUUAUUGGGUUUACUUUCUCCUUGCUCUGGUACCAAGUUGCUUUGGAUUGACCGGGUAGCUUAGGAGGAGGAUGAUAAGAAGGAAAAGAAGGCAGGAGAAGUGAGAAGAAAAGGUGAGAUAUGUGUAUGUCAGCCAUACCCCUCACCCUGACAUAUUGCAAUAUAAUACAAAUUGACUAGAACGCCUCGGGUUCUAUUAUAUAUACUUCCCUUUUACAUCCUUUCAUAUAAACACAUCAACAUGUACAUAAAGUACUAUUACUUCAUGGAACAGAUCAGCUCUGAAAUAGAGACCCGUGCCGUGCCCUUUUAGACCGAUCAUCUUGUUCACAUACAUUUGUCUAUCGACUCAUUUUCACUUAAAAAUUAGUCAUGGUCAAAAUUUCUAGUAUCUCAGUUAGCUUCAUUUUAAUGGUUCUGUAUGCAGGUGGGGAUGGCUGCAACCCUUGCAGGAGUGUGUCAGGUACCUCUUACUGCAGUUCUCCUCUUAUUUGAGCUGACACAAGAUUAUCGGAUAGUUCUACCCCUGCUGGUUGCAGUGGGGUUGUCUUCUUGGAUUGCAUCUGGACAGACAGGGGAAAGGAGUUCUGAUGACAAGAGAGCUGUCUUAGAAGGAAAGGCUGGCCUGAGGGAACAACCUGAAAUAACUCUUUUGGAUUCAAGUAUGCCAUCUUCUGGUUCUUCACUUUCUGGGGAAGCAUAUCUUCAAACUGACCUGUGUGAACUUGAGAGUUCACUCUGUCCAGAUGACUCUGUUAUUGAAUCCAAAGAUUUAAUCGCAAGGAUUUUUGUUUCACAAGCCAUGCGAACAAGAUACGUGUGCAUCCGAAUGAGCACUUUGCUGACAGAUACAGUGACACUCAUGCUAGCAGAGAAGCAGUCUUGUGCAAUGAUAGUCAAUAAUGACAACUUCCUGAUUGGAUUCCUGACUCUUGGAGACAUUCAGGAGUUCAGCAGAUUAGCUGAAAUAAGAAAUGGGCAAACUGAGGUUCAAAAGCUUCCAGUAUCUGAAUUGUGCCGUUUGAAUGGCGGGAAAUGUAUUGUCCUUUGUACAGCAACGCCAGACAUGAAUCUUCUCUCUGCACUUACAUUGAUGAAUAAGCAUGGUGCGAAUGAAAUUCCAGUUGUUUCGGAACAUGUGGAAGAUCACAGUGGGUACCCAAUUGGUCUCUUGGACAGAGAAUGUAUCAGUCUCACUUGCAGGCAUUCUUACCUACUUCUCUUAUUGGUGUUCUAUAGAAUUACUGUGUAUUAUUGUGCCUGGUUUGUGGGCGUGCUGGACCCUCCUUUCUCUUUUUUUUUUUUUGUAGUGGUAGUUUAAGUUUGACCACUUACAAAAGAAAGCAUGUUUUUUAUUGUGCCGUACCCAUUUCUGUUCCUGUGACAGGUAACUGACCCGUUUUCUUUUUUCCGUGGCUCACCUUUGCAUUUUUUUAAUGUAGAGCUGUAGCAACCAGAGAAUUUCUGUGUCUGUCCUCUGUACCUGGAAGGCAGCGACCUAAUACUUCGGUGGAUGCACUGUGAAGUGAAGCCUCUGUGUCUGAGCUUUUUGCAAUUCUCUGCAUCUUAAUAGAAAUUU